Messenger RNA from Staurois parvus, 347 nucleotides. The record is from the annotation of a GenBank genome assembly. Lineage: Eukaryota; Metazoa; Chordata; Amphibia; Anura; Ranidae.
CAGGAACGUGGGUGCAGCAGCAGGUAGGAAUGGUGGAAAUCAGGAUGCAGACCGGGAAAGGACACAGGAGUUGGAUGCGGCAGCAGGCAGGUAUGGCGGUAACCAGGAUGCAGGCCAGGUGCAGGACCGUGUGUGCAGCAGCAGGUAAGUAUGGCAGCAAUCAGGAAACAGGCAAGGUGCAGCAGAGUCAGACAAGCUGGGUCAGGAUCAAACGAGCAAAUGAAGUACAAGGGAGCAGGCAAGCGGAUAGUCAGAGAUAAGCCAGGGUUGGUGCAGGUGGAGUUCUUUCUUAGUCAGAGUCAGAUCAGAUAUAGGCAACAGGAUCAGGUUAUGGAGUGCAGAAUGUU